Amoebophrya sp. A25 is the source of this 12655-nucleotide messenger RNA. The record is from the annotation of a GenBank genome assembly. Lineage: Eukaryota; Dinophyceae; Syndiniales; Amoebophryaceae.
AAUAGAACAUCGUGAAAUAAGUUCUUAUCUUACAGUCGCCUUAACAUUAUGUAGGUGCUUCGAUUGUGUCGUUGUCCGGUGUCGCUGUCCCCUGGAAAACCGGGGUACACCCAUGGGGUUUCGUAUUGAAAAUCAAACUUUUCCCUCUUUCAACAAUCAAAAACCUCAGGCGUUUUGGCUGCAAAAAGCUUGGAAAUGGUAGCGUUCUGGGCUCGCCUGCUCAGUGUGUUCCACGACUAGAAACGGGAUCGCUUUUAUAUCUUUUUGGUUUAAAAAAAAAGUGCUUACUCUUUGAUAUCCGCUUCGGUUUCUAGUUAAAAAGCUUUUCUUUACGUUUCAAUCGUCGGAUGCUGGUGGUGCUUUCCUUGGUAGUUGGCUUCGCUGGAAGCGUCGCAGGAUAAGAGGACGCCCGUGCUGGUUACUGUGAAGAGUCUAGUCUUGUCCAAUUUUGGACAGGACUAAGAGGCGAGCGCUUCAGAUUUGACGCUGUCCUUGUCCAAGAGUCUAGUCCUGUCCAAUUUUGGACAGGACGAAGAGGCAAGCGCUUUAUUUUACUUUUUGAAUUAAAAGGAACUCUUUUGAAUUGAAAGAAACUCGCGGAGAGUGUCUGAUCCAAAGAACAUGGCCCCACUCCAGGAGCAAAACCUUGAAGAGCCUCCGCCUCAACGUGUUAACUGAUCUCCUGCUUCACAGAACAAAAUCCUGAGAAAGUAAAUGCAGCGACGUGAGCAGCUGACUAACAUAGCCAAGACACUAGCAUCAGGACACAUCACCAUACGGAGUUGAGUGCGCACGGCACUGCCAGGGAAUAAACUGACUUUCUGACAGUGUGCAGCAGUCAGUGUCUACUUCAGAUCGUUCCUUCGCAGUUACAGAGCGCAGCAUAGGCGUUCAGUAGGCUUUUGAUCAACAACCUAGCACACAAAGAAGCAAGACAGGCACUACUUCACGCGCAUGAUGAUGAUGCACCACGAAGAGGCUCACGCGCCUCGGUCUGUGCCUGUGAAGUAGCAGGCUAAUAUCGUCAAGGCGUGUGGUAGCAAGUUAGAGCUAGCGGCUACAUGUCCACGCGCAUCCAGAUCCAGCAGAGCCUAUGGCCAUUGAGAAGAUUGCACGCCUGUCCUCUUUUUCUGAAAUAAUCCAAAGCCAAACGAUCCAAGGGCAAGCCUGUGACUGUGGAGUAGCAAGCUUCACCUUGUUGAUAAUUAAGGCCAAGACUGGGAGUGGCAAGCUGUUGCUGUAGCUAAAAACAAGACCAGAGGCUUUGUGGCUAAAAGUAAGGCAAUCGGUGAGGUAUAAUAUCACUACGAGCGCGCUCGUAUUUCGCUUAUAUUUCUCUUCGGUGGAGUUGGAGUAAGGAAGAAAAAGAAUGAUGGUUGCUGAGCCUGAGGCCGAGGCAAUUGGUGCCCACUAUGGGACCAUCAAGGACAAGAUCUAUGCGCAGGCUUUGACGAAAAUGGAGCUGCAAACCCUGAAAGCGAUCCGCAAUGGUAUGGCACUAGUCCGCUACUUUGUGCUUUUGUGGGAGAGGACUAGAUGGGGACAGUCAAAGUUCAACAGUCUGGCAACCCUAUUUCGUAGAUUGGUCUAUAGAUAGUUGACAACGCGGAAACUUCGUUUUCGGAACCCAUUCUCUUCAUGUUCACGCUCAGGCAUUCUGCAUCUCAGUCGCAUGCUGCUACUUCGCGUCGGGUUUCGCUGAUGCAGGACAGUCUUCAGAAUAUCUUCGAGCAAGGAGAAGGCAGCCGGUGGAUAUCCUUGUUUGUCUGCCGUCCUCUUCCGCUUCAUGUACCGCAAGGGCGACUGGCUGUCUUUGACCGAGGCGGAGCUGUCGGAGGUGCUGAGUUGCCAAAGGAAGCCGGGACGUGCUCGAUCGCGUAUGUGUGACGAGGAAAAAGCGAGAGCUAAGUGGCAAGGAGGUCAGGUUCGCCAUUUCUGCCUAUUAAUUCGCUAUAAUUUAGAGCGCGGCUGCUUUACAAUACGGGACUUCGACUACUCUGCCCACUUUUUCAGUGCUUGCUUGCUUAUUCGAUCCACUUUGCAAAUUCUAUGUCAGUCUAGUCGUUAGGUUGGACUGGGGGCAGUCGCCUCCUUCGUCGCCAGGACUUGCGGGGCUUUUUUCUGACUAACACUAAAUCUUAAUGUAUAUGACUAAGAGCAAGAUCUUCAUAAUUUGGACGCCUUUGAUCUGAUCGCUUCGCUUCUUGCUGUGAGAGUUGACCCAUGCAGAAAACAGUGGCGCCAUGCAGCAUAAACAAGACUACAGCCCGCGAUAGAGGCAGGCCCUUUUUUCGUUUCUGUCAGCGGACGCAUUAGCGACAGUCAAUUUUAUCCGCACGCUGGACGUUCUUAGAUAUCCAGACUUCUGCCAAAGGGCCUGGCGCUGCGUGUCUUUUUAUCAGAUCCCGGAGCGACAGGCUACUAGAGCGGGGCUCCGUCAAGUUUUCGGAUGGAUCUGCUUCGUGCUCAUUCGUCUUCGAGUAAUUUCGUAGCGUCUCUGCUCACACGACGGCGAUCGAAAAGUUUGCAUCUGUAACUUUGCUGGUAAUUGUAGUCGUUUGCUGUAACCAAUGCUGCGCAUUGUCGUGCUCUUCUCUAGAGUUAUAUCGAAGAAGGUAGCAACUGCAACAACAGGGGCAACGUGACCCAUUUCAGGCAAGUGACCAACAUCGUGCAAGUAUCGUCGCCAAGGAUGUAGGCUGCGCCUCGUCUUUCUGUGGCUUUGCGUGCUGUGUCACGCGUUGGCCAGCUUUGUUGUUGCUUCUGCGGUUUCGUUUUCGCGGGAGUCUCCAGAAUACAAACUGAGCGGAGAGGCUAGCUCCCUCGACCAGUACUAUUCCGUCGCCGUUCGGAAGAAGUCUCUGGCGAAGUAGAUUCCUGCUGCUAUGGAGCGUCGCGAAUUUCAAAGGAGUUCGAUUUCCCCCGUAGCUUUUGCCUUGGCAGCCUCUCAGCGUUUUCCUUGGCAACUUGUCGCCGUCAGGUGCAUACGCCUUGACCUUACUAGCCGCCCCAGAUUCUGCGGCGAGACCUUCGCUUUCUUCACGCAGCAAGACGCUGACGCGCUUCAUGAAGCAGCCAGCCUCCCAAAAUGGGAAAAGGUUCCAAAAUGAGCAAGAAGAGGAAGGGAAAGCCUAUCACGAAAGGCAAACCGCCGCCGAGAGACAAGAUGAAACGGGCCAGACGUCGCCGAAGAAGGGCUGAGAAUAAGGAAAGACUCCUUCCGCUGGAGGAUCAGGAAGAUGAUCUACUACACGACGCGACUUCGUCUGCUUCUAGUUCAAGCGAUGGGGGCGGGCAUCCUCUUCCCUCAAAGAAUACCAGCAAGAAAAAGAAGAAAACUAAAAAGAAGAAGAAGAAAAACAGGAAGAAACUCAGUAGCCCGCCAUCUAGUGGCGACGAAUCGGACGACACUGACGAGAGCGCGCAAGGGCUUCGCCUUCUCGCGCAGAAUCCUCGACUUAUUGCUCGGGCAAGAUCUCUAUUGCUAGAAAGCGCGCUGCUCGAUGAGGAACCGUCUUCCUCGUCCAGUUCCACCGGGAGCAAGGGGAACGCUGCGCGGCCUUUCGACCAGGGUGCGAAGGCCGUGGAGAUGCUUAUGGAAGAGAGCAAGUCUCCAGUGAUGGAGUUAGAUACUUACUAGCCACCACUAGCACUAGAAGUGACCGGGUGCGUCAGUGCAUAGCUUUUCGCCGCGGUGUUAAACGAUGGGGAGACAGCUACCGCUAGCUUUUUUGAUGUAGAUAGGAAAUGGCUGAGGUGCAUGAGUACGGCUGUGCUGACUGUGUGUAAGCUCCUCAGCGUCGGCUUAUGGCUAGAAGGGACUUACUUGCUAGCGCAGACGUUCCGUCUAUUAACAGAGUUUAUUUGUUAACUGGCGCGCUAGCUAUUGCGUCAUAGUCACUGUCACACUCCCCGACUUUACUUUCAUACUUUUAGCGGCUAGAGGAGGUGGCGGCGGUGGUGGAGAUUCGUUCUCUGAUGAUGAAAGCACUGGGCCAGGAGGUGAACACCUUGAGGAAAGUCCGAACGUCCAGGACCCUCGUAGUGGAGACCAAGCGCAAGCCCCUAUGGAGAACGUGGCGGCGGUGUUGAAGUGGAGAGGUUCAAUUGUUGUGCAGAUUGAGAAAAAUCGCAAGGAGACGCGCACUUGUGCCAUUCAAUACUUGAAGACGGUUGGCAACGGUUGGAGAAUGGUGACCCCGGUCGGCUUGGGAGACACAGCCAUGGAAAUAACUGACAAGCCUGCCAGCGGCGGCAAUAAUUAAGGCUAGACGCGUCUCGUUUUCAUCUCGGUGGCGCUUGUUGAGUGGUGUCCUGUAGUAUAGUCUCAGGACGUUGACGAGUGUCAAUAGGUGCAGGGAGAUUCUGAAGAGCUCUAAAAUACAUGCAGGGAGAUUCUGAAGAGAAGCAUCGCGAAGCAGUGCCCCGGCCUACGACGUGCCAGCAUCUCGGUGAGGUUUUUCUCCAGUACCUUCCUCCGCCACGGUGUCGCCAAUGGAAGAGCAAGGGCCUCAAGCACAGAGAUCAGGGCCUGUUCUUUGGCAGAGUGCAAGCUUUCCGCCAAUGGGUGGGCGUGCUCCUGGGUUUUGCGCCUCACUCUGACAUAUUCAGUGGAAAAGCGCGACGCCUUACAUUAUGGGAGGGUGGUCUCGCUUCGUCUCUUGUUUCGAAAUAGGUCAAGAGCAAGACCGUUGGGGUUGGACUGCCGUCCUCGAUUCUAUCUCUGUUCCCGUUCUCUCUUCCAAAACGCAGGCGGAUAGCUUGCUACUUGUUUUAAAUUCACCGCCUUCGAACAGUGUGAAAGAGUAAGAGUGUGCGCCUUAUUCUCUAAUACCGGACUCGGAUGCAGCGCUUCGGGUCUCCCUCUCCAUGGCAAUGCACCGCAAGAGGGCGACGAACGACUGGAAUCCGCAUUCGGAUACAAAGUUGCACCAGAAAACUUGCGCACUAGCUGACACGAGUCCGGCCGUGUGUGCAGUGACUUCCGCCAUCGUGUGUCAGUUCUGUUCUGUGUUGGAGGUCGUCGGCGAUUGUGUGGGCCGUCGGUUGGGCGACUUGCACGAGGAGAACACGGCUGAGGGUAUUUUUCAGCUUGUUCAAUAUUUUGGGUUUAGCUUUAGCCUUAGGGCGACCGCUUUGCCCACAGCGAUACGCCGGGGGACAGCGUUAAGCGGGUCGCGAUUGCUGCCCAUUCUCGCGCAGCGAGAUGGCCCAAGCUUUUGCCCGCUGGUUGUAGGGCUUUCAAUCCCUCCCAGGAUUGGGGAAAGACAGCAGGGGAGAGCCCGCGGGGAAGGGCGGGAGCCGAGAGGCAGCUGCCUCUGGGCCCAUGCGUGCGCAGAGGCGGAGCGCGCGGCGGAGAGGUGGGCGCGCUUGUGCUUCAACUCGAUAGAUGCCCGGCAGGCCAUGACGCCGCGGGGCGGCGCGCACGCUUGUCGUGCCUGUAGCUGUGAGUCGAUAGGCGCCCGGCAGGCCAUGACGUCGCGAGGCGGCGCGCGGGGAGGCCGGCUGCGUGCAAACUGCAAAACGCCAGCGGAGCCCGAGAGGCGGCCGCGCGGCUGGUGAUCGAUGGCAGUGGUGACGAAGCGGAUGCCAUUCAUUGCCCAACAAUUGCGGCCUAGCUAUGGCGUUACAAUUGCGGCGGCCUGCAACGACGUGCGCACGGUUACGCGCGCGCGAUGACGCUGCAGGUGACUCCUUCCUGGACACUACGGACGCGCAGGCCCACAGAUUGGCCGGGAAACUCUCGAAGACACUCGCCGGAGGUCGACAGGACCGAGCUGAAAAGUUUCGCGAGCCGGGAGCGCUAGAAAUGUGCCUGCUUGCGUCGCGCUCUUUCUGCCCGCUGUGGCUAGACCGCAGGAGACAGCGCCGGCCAGCUGUAGACAGUAGCCUCUUCGAGUUUGGCGCUCCGCGUUAUCUGAGCGGAGAGACAUCGAGACGAAGCAUUCCGGUUCCGAAAGGGGCAACGCGGUGAAGAAUGGCAGAAAAUAAUGGCGAAAAUGGUCACCCGACGGCGAUUUCGCAAGUCUCCCUUGACGAAAAUUUCGCAAAUCGACAUCGGCGGCGACAGCGACAUGGACAGCGACAUGGACCAGCCGCAGAAGCUCGUAAACCGAGAGCGUCGCAGGGACGUGGUGCUGGGAGCACCGUAUUUUCGUGCUUUUUGUUUGGUUUUUUUCUGGUUUGGGGUCUUUGGAUCAUCUUCGAGGUUUUUGCUGGUUCUGCCCUAUGUCUCGGGCUGUUUUGUCUCUGUCGUGUGAUGGCUGGGCAAUGUCGUGCCAUUUGCUCCGCCAGCAGGGUAGGCCGCUGCCUGCGGAUGCCACCGGGGCGGCUCGGCUCUUCUUCUUUCUCGUUGUUGUGCUUGUAGUUGUAUCGCGGCGGGCUUCGUUCUUGUCUAUCGUAGGCUCCAGCGUCGUGGGCAGUCGCGCUUCCUGGUGUGUCUCUUGUCGGUUCUUUUUUCUGCUCGUUUUGUUUUCGUUUUCGUUCUUGUUGUUGUUGGGUGGUGUGCAAGCGCCAAGGGGGUGACUGUGGUUAUUGCUUAUUGUGUUUCUUGCUUAGUCGCUCUCGGUCUCGGCUUGCGUUGUCUUUUUUCGGUCGUGUCAGUCUUAGCCGGCUGCGUUUCAGCUUGCGCCUAGUCGUUGCCGCUACCUAGGAAAUCAGCCCACACCCACCUCACCAGUCGGCAUUAAUUUCAGAUCAGUUCUUGCAUCAGCUUACACCUAAUCGGCUUAGCAACAGGCUGGGAAUGGUCAUGCGAGUACUCGCCGCUUGUUGAGGCCAGUCGAGCAACAACGAAGAGCAGGGGCGAGGGGCUAUCAGUCACAAACGAGCGAGGCCGCUGCAUGGCUCGCCUGGCUUGGUUUCUCUUGUUGAGGCGCCUGCGGUGCCGGUCGAUGAUGGAGGACGCGCCCCAUGGAACUUUGAGCAUAUCCAUGGACGACUUCACGCAGGAAGCGGCUCGCACAGCAGGGCGCGUGAGGUUCGUGGUUCGCCCAGGAGCCACCUUCAACCGCCAGCCGACAAAUGCGGGCGCAUCCGGAUCCUCAGCUGGUGGCGCCGCAGUCGCGAGCGCUGAGCAACCUACAGGCGCAGCCGCAGUCUUGCUCAACACCGUCAGCGAAGAGGUGCCAAGACAGCAAGAACUGGGCCGACUAGGUGGCAACAGAGUGGAGACGUUUCUGGUUGCAGACGCCGAGCAAGGUGCUCGCGCGCCGCCAGCGUUGCGGGAGCUCUUUGAGCCAAGGCCGGACGGUGCUGCCCCCGACGAGUAUGAAGGCACGCGCGAGGUGCUCGGAAGCGCUCUCGCGACCUGGGUCCCCUACGUGUUUGCCUGCUUCUUGCCGUUAGUUCGGCAGCGGCUUUACGGAUGCCAGGACCUGCGGACGGCUCUUCGGAGAGCAAUAGGGAGACGGACCUUUGCAGGAGGGAGAGGAAGCUAUGGCAAAGGCUGACAUGAAGUCGGAAGACCGCCGUGAUUGCCUGCAAGGCUUCAGCAAGGCAAGCCCUUGCUGCUGUCGUUAGCUUAGGCGUUGACUUAUAAUCAGCGAGGCCCCCACUUCUAAAAUCGAGACGUUCGGCCUGAGCUCGAUCAAGUCUGGCGUUUACUUGAAUUGGGUCAGUGGCUGGCUUCUGUUUCGGCCCGAUUCGCAGCCUGAUACUCACCCAAGACGCUUGCGCAGAACAUUAAGGAAAGGCAAAGAGUAUACAUCAUGGAACUACUUAAGCUACUCAGAGUAGGCGCCUUUUCUACGCUUGCACUUGCUGGCCAUUGCUUCCUUUCGUUUUCUCAGCUAGCCGCAAGCUGCUGCGUUUGUUGUGUACGGGUAGAGGAUGCCUGCUCCUGGUAGGGUUUAUUUUGUUUUGCCACCUGUAAGCAUUAGAGUUGCUAGCGCUGGCGUUGAGUUGUGGAGGUGAUAGGCCUGGCAGUGGUGUCUAAUAUUUUCUAGGUCGUUCCUUCCGUGUUUGAGUUUUAUUCAUAUAAAGGCUCUCUGUCUUGUGAUGGGGACCCUUCUACUUUUUUCAUCUCUAGCGGAGUAAGAUUUUUGACUAUCUAAGUUGCGCAAGCUUAUAGGAGAUUACAUCUGUUAGGAUGUCCCUCUCCCUCCUCCGUAGUAGUAGUAGUGGCAAUCUUCUAAGGGUCGCGGAAAUUUACAUGCUGGCUGGAAUUUGGAGACCAUGCCCUACUGCCGACUGAUGGGGAUGGCUUUAGUCUUUUCCUGGAUCAACCGCCACCGGCUCCAGGUGUAAGCGGGCAAAAUUUAUGCGUGGGUCUAAGUGUAACGCUGAAGAUGAGAAGACGCGCAGCAGGCGGGUCAGUCUUUCAGAGGAGCGCACUAUAAAUAUGAGUUGCAAGGCGCGGCUUGUCUGAUCUUCUGCCUAUGUCUAAAUCUACAAAUUAGCUUUGGCCUGAUCAUGAUUCUGAUGGCUUUUAGCCAUCCGCAUGCAAUUAAUUGCACUCAGAAUACUAGGCCGCGGCGCUCUGUUCUUGUUUGGCAAGGUGUGGCUGUUUUUGCGGUUCACCUGUCGCAGCUUGUUGUAGAGUGUGCCCGUCGCUCUGACGUACUGCUGUCCAUUACAUACUACGCACUCUAUAGCUGUGGCGAGUUUUUUGUAGCACCGUAAGCACCUCCGGCCCCGGGCCCUAGUAGUCUCAGCCUUAUAGAUACUUAACGCUGAGCAUAUAUUUACUAUUGUCCUUUUUUGAACAGUUAGGCGCUACUUACUGGGGCUUUCAACAUGGGAGCACCCUCCUAGACGGUUCCCCUUUCUUCUUUCUUCUAUUCGCCAUUAUCAAUCUCCUCGCCACCUUUCUUUCGUGCUCGUUCUUGGUUGCUGAUGGAGGAGGUGGGGGCUUGUUCGAUGAUGACGAAGCACAUUAUGAGGUCGGAACUCAAGGCGGAGGGCUUGAUGGGAAGCCGGCAGGUUCUGGCGGCACGCAAGGCACGGAUAAUGUUGCUACGAGGCAAGUUCUUGGAUUAAUGACCCAGGUCCAGCAGAGCAAGCCGCGGCUUGCUGCUCGUCAUGCAUCUCGAAAAUAUCGCGAGCAGGAAUCGACGAAAACUGGCGGCGCUUACAUCGAGCAGAGAAAAGACAAGUAUCUUCCUCAUGUCCGUAACGUGUUUGAUUGGGCACACGGCGACGCGCGCAGAAUGAUAAAGCUAUGUCAUUUCUUUAGCUUUUUUGCUCGUAGUCGUAGUGAUGCACUUUUUUGGCAUCGUUUGGCCCCUCGGCCUCGGCUUCAUCAAUUAACUUCAAGCAGCACCACUGUGAAAUCGAGCGUGCGACCAUUUCGGGAGGUUUGUUGUUGUCGCUCAGAAUUAAGAUAGCCCGGAGCCACUUCGGGCUUGAUGAAGUAGCGGAGCCUCCUGCUUCUUUAGUCAUCUUUAACACCUUGCCACGAGUCGCGUGCUGCCGUUCGAGUGCAGAACUUUGGAUGCUGGAAAAGCGAAAUGUGCUCCAUUGCCUAGACAUAGACAUAGAAGCGAUUGAUGUACUUACUCCCUCCUGGUCCAGGCUGUGGCUCUCGUUCUUUUUUACGCAGGGGCUGGACAAGUGCGGCCGCUCUAGUGUUGGCACUGCUCUACGUCUAACAAUUAUUGGCCCUCGCUCAGAGCGCCCACUUUCUCAUCCUAUUGCGGCAGCGGCUAGACCUUUUUCAUCUAUUUCCUUAUAGUUAUGUCAUCAUCUUGCCUCUAACCGUUCUUGUUCGUCUUCUCGUUUACCUGAUCAGGGAUAGCGCCCUGGCUAUGUUGUACUAAAGGACGAAGCUUAGUUAUUUGAGUUUGGCUUCGGUCUGCGUUAGUGUCUGGAUUCUUUGAUGGUAGUCGUUGUUCUCUUGCUGAAAUAAGAGCGACGAAGUGCAGUAGUUGCAGUAGAAUCCUCGACCUACGUAGUCAUAUGAAGCCUUUCGUCUCUGACUAAUGACUUGACUCCGUGGAGCCGUAGGGCAGUAAUACAGUUAGAAGGUCUUAAGCUUUGCGUGGAUUGGAUUACUUGCUUAGCCUUUUGGGUGGUGCACGGUUGCAGGCUACUUGGGCACGUCUAGACUUUUUGUCGUUGGUUUUUAGGGCCAUAGACUGGCUGAGAAGCAAGCGCAGCCUCUUGGUCCUUGUGUGUAUGUUGAAGAGAAACCAUCCUACUCACGACUGACUCUCAUUGGCAGACGCCUCUAAUUUUCCUUGAAGCGAUACGAUGGCGACAAGGACUUGGCGAAGAUGGCGCUCCUGAAAUAAUUGAAGCGCGUUGCUGUGGAGAUUGACCGCCCCGACGCUGAAGCCAUUAGUCUGGCGGGCAAGAUUGGAGGCGUUUCCAGUUGGUUGGUGCAUCUAGGGCGAGAGCGCUGACGCAUCUGAUAAGUUAUGAGUGGCCCGCUUUGUCGUUGAGGGUGCGACCUACGGCAGCGUGAAGAUGCUAGAACUCUAAACAGUAAGCGUAGCGGCUAUGUAUUUCCAGUGAGUCCGUCCGUGGCUUGGUGUUCUCGCUCUGCGUCUACAUUUACUUUCACUGUGCUCGUGACAGACAUUCGCUGAUCUUUCUAACAUGAAGCAACCGGAUGGCUGGGCGUGGUGCGCGUUGGUUUGCGGAAGUUUGGAGGCGAAGCGACUUGCGUGAACCAGCGGAAGCCGGACAGGGGCAGGGGGUGGGCUCGCUCGAAUGUUAACAAAGACGAAUCUGCGUUGGACAGCUGUGCCACUACAGCAAAGGGGUUGAGAGUCAGUCCUUAUCACGAGAACAGUUUGAACUUUAUCACAAGAAAAGUUUGAACUUUAUCACAAGAGCAAUGCGAUCACAAGAAGGCACUUUAUCGCAUGAAACUGAGUCAAUUCACCCCAGGAACAGUAUGGACAUCAUUGGCGAGUGCUGUUGUUACUGAUCAUCGUGUGCCUCUUACUCUUUCGAUGAAGUGGAUUCGAGUAGAGAGGCUAAAUGGCCUCAAAAGUGACGCCUUAACUAAGAGGUGGCGCGACAUGACAAGGGGCAUGGCUAUGCGUGUAGCGAUCUGCUCUGGUAGCCUCUUGCGUGAGAUCGGCGGCUGAAGUUCCUCGCUUCGCAAGCACAUCACUGCAAAAAUGUUGAGUAUCUGGAUAGCUAUCUGCGCAGGAACUUUUAGAGCUUUAGAAUGCCUUGCAGCGUCUUCUGCUGCGCCUUAUCGGCGUGCGCUCGGGUUAGAUUCUAUGGCUGGAAGAACACAGAAGCGAAGCGGGCAAGUAUUAGGUCGCGCCAUACUCGCUCUAAUGUAUUUGGGCUGCUUCUCUGUUCAUGCUGCGACGCUCCUCCUCCGCCUCGCUUUAUCUUGGCUGGUGUCUUGGGCGUCGUUACUUGCUUACGCUCACCUGCAAGGCGGCGCGGCUUUCUGCUUCGCGGGUGGUCGACCUCUGGCAUUUCGUUUCAGCCAAGACGGAGGGUCGCUGUGGCCAUUCUUUCUAUGACGCCUAGGGGCUCUGCUGUGGGUCUCUUUUGCUUGAGCGGCCUUGUGCUUAUGUCUAGAGCAAACUCCUGCUCGAGGCUGAGGCGGUCCCGAUCUCUCCAAGCUGUCGCCGACUGAGGGUUUUGCCUCUCGCUCUCUGAGUUUUUUAUCGCUGGACUUUCUCUCGUAAGUCCUAGCAGGUACUCACUUAGCCGGGUAUGCUGCCGCGCCAUGUGGUGCUGGUCUCUCGUCCGCUGGUAGAAGGCAUGCGUCGAAGGAUCUUCGAUCGUGUUCGACAUUCAUCUUCAUGAGAGCGGAAGUUUCUCCCUUGAAAACAUGGGAAAAAGAGGUGUCGCGUGUAGUCCUGUCCAAAUUUGGACAGUAUAAGAAGCUCGGUUCUCUUUUUCUGUAGUUCUCCCUUGAAAACAUGGGAAAAAGGGGCGUCGCGUGUACUAGUCCUGUCCAAAAUUGGACAGCAUAAGAAGCUCGGUUCUCUUUUUCUGUAAAAGUUGAAACUUUUGGAAGCUCGCAAUCUUGUCGAAUCCGCAUGAGAUUCCGCGUUUUGCCUUGGUAGUGUUGAUAGUGAAAAUCUCCCUUUUUUGAUCAAGAGAAAUCGCAGGUUUUCAGUGCUAGAGUCGUAGUCUCAAGGUAGCUAAUUGUAAAUUUUCCACCUCAAUCCCCAUGGGUGUGCCCCGGUUUUCAAGGGGACAGCGACAGGUGACAGCGACACUAACGAGGAACCUACACAUUACCGAUUGUGGACCCGGAAGACUGACAAUUUUCUAGGAGUGAUGCGUGGACGAGCAUAUGCUCUCAUUUUGAUGAUGUUUCUUGUUUUGCCUCCGGCAAGACCUAGUAUGCUAGUUUUUUCUUUUGUCAUGAUAGUCCUGUAAUGCUAAAAAUACUGAUCAUCUUGCUUUGUUAUGAUAGAUUGUCUCCUUCUCGGAAAUUGAUGUCCCAUAAGAAACUGGCAUGAAGAUUAUAGGUUUCUGCUGCGUCUCUCUUGUCUUGUGGAGAACGUCAAAGGUACAAACAAGACCAAAGAGACAGUCACAAGUCAGCCUCAACUCUGUUGUAUUCAUGGACAUGAUGCGUCUGCCCAACUUCUAACUCGGCAUUGUACUAGUUUGUGAACCGACUUGUAUUGUAGGUGCAUUUGAUAUCUGUCAGUGAGAAUUGCCGCAACGGCGCAACUUGUUUGCGAUUUUUCCGUGUGGAGCGGAUGACGAGGCUGGGAGCUGAGACAAG